AAGGAAAGAAAACUACAGAAAACAAAACGCAUGCGCAUGCGUACUUUGCGCAAGCUUGACGCGCACCAAGCUAACGAUCAGAGGAGCAUCCAAACAGCUAAACAUGGCUCAGUUCACUUACAGCAGACUGUCGCAUUUACUGAGAAUAUCCGUUAAUAAACACUCAGUGUUACGAACCGGGACAGAAAUAAAACCGGGACCUGCGUGUUGUGUUCAGUUCGCACGCUGCCACAGGUCAGUGGAUAGUAAGAUGCUACAGGAGAGGCAGAAGCAGCAGAUGGCGAAAGGUCUUCCCAAACAGAAGCCCAUCACGGGGGUCAAACAGGUCAUCGUUGUGGCUUCAGGGAAAGGUGGCGUGGGCAAAUCAACCACUGCAGUGAAUUUAGCUCUUGGAUUGAUGGCCAAUGAUCCGCUCAAAUCAGUCGGCCUGCUGGAUGCUGACGUUUAUGGCCCCUCAAUUCCCAAACUGAUGAACCUGAAGGGAAACCCGGAGCUCAGCGACAACAAUCUGAUGAUCCCUCUCACCAACUACGGGGUUCCUUGCAUGUCGAUGGGGUUCCUGGUGGACGAAGUGGCUCCGAUCGUGUGGAGGGGGCUGAUGGUGAUGUCAGCGUUAGAGAAACUGCUCAGACAGGUGCACUGGGGGUCGUUGGACUAUCUGGUAGUCGACAUGCCUCCUGGGACGGGAGACGUCCAGCUGUCUAUCUCACAGAACAUUCCAGUCUCAGGUCAGGCACACACAGCUACAGUAUACCUGUACCAGCCCUACUUACAUUACCAUAGUUGUGUUGUGUGUCGGUUUUAUUUUGCAGGUGCGGUCAUUGUGUCAACGCCACAGGACAUCGCUCUCCUCGAUGCUCGCAGAGGAGCCGAGAUGUUCAAGAAAGUUAACGUGCCGGUUCUCGGUCUGGUGCAGAACAUGAGCGUCUUCCAGUGUCCCAAGUGUAACCACCAGACUCACAUCUUCGGCUCUGAUGGGGCCCGACAGCUCGCAGACACUCUGGGAGUCAAUUUCUUAGGUGACAUUCCUCUUCAUCUCAACAUCAGAGAGAUGUCAGACAGAGGAACACCAGUGGUCGUCUCCUCUCCUGACAGCCCAGAGGCGGAGGCGUACAGGAAGGUGGCGUCUGCUGUGGUCCAAAGGCUUGAGGAAGUCAACACUUGAUCGACAGCUUCAACAGGAAUUAAGGCACAUGAAGACACUCCAUGUCAUGCACACUGCACAUGGGAACUUGCAGAACAAACAACGUACUGUACAUGUGACACACUUUUAUGUAAGCAUACAAAACACACGCAAACAGAGACGCACAGAAUUCUUCGCUGUCGUAACGAACAAUAAGUUACAUCCAAAGCACUACUGUAUGCUGUGUGUUAGUGCCACAGUGUUACUGAAUAAAUGUGAAUCAUUUAGCUGUCAGGUGAUAUUUAAUAAAACUCAGCUAAAGUCUGUUUAGAAUUUUAUGAAUAUUACAUUUUAAAAAUAUGUAAAGGUGCAGAGCCUGGGCAAAGAUAGCUGAUUGUUCAGUCUUAUUCCAGAUCGUCAAAUACUGACGCUUUGGGUUGGUGGUUCGGUCCGACUACCAUCUUGACGACCUGGGAAUGAAUAAUGGACUUACUCCAGAAUUGCAUCUUUAAAAUAACUGCAUGUUGGUGGCCCCCAAUACCACUCAGUACGCUUACAUGACAUCAGAGACUAAAACCAGACUUUUAAGAUACACAUAAACAUGUCAGUCUGACUGAAAUCGUACUAAAUCAAAUUUCUCAAAGUCGCACUAACACAGGCACAGAAUGUGAUUUACUCCUGCAUUUAUACAGUCGAUCUGACCCAAACUGGCCAAGGUGCUCUGGAAGAUGCUCCACACUUUCUGCCCUGGGCUUCAAGUAGCUUUAAAUGCAUAACAGAAAAAGAGGCCAGGAAGUCUAUAUCCAGAGCUGUGCAUUUUUGGACGGACAAAAUGUACAGAGCUGUAAAGUUGUCCACCAUGGUACCAGUUUGCUGCUGGCUAACUGUAGCUAACUUGUUUGUCCAUUGUUUGGACUGUGAUGUAGUAGGUCAGCCUAUACUAACAAGGUGAAAGGGGGCAUAUCGCUACCUAUCGUUGCAAAGUCGGACAUACUUCAGUCAAUUAAUCAAUCCCCCCGUACGGGACAGGGACAGUAGUCCAGUUAAAUGGCCUCGUCGAGCUGUAAGCGUAGCUCAACUUAACUGUGCAUGUAAACGUACUGAGUGAGAAGUUACAGAGUUCCACUGCAGUCUAAAUAAAUACCAAUAAAAUAAUCAAAAACUAACGGGGGGUAACAACAUCAUAUUUCUGCAUUCUGGAUUUGACUCCUUUCCAAAGUUUCCAAAGUUGGGAUUUAAGCUGUUUUAUAUUUAAAUCUUUCUUUGGUCCUGCUUUGAUAUUUUUGUCAGCUCAAGAUCUAACUCUCUGUAUCAUAAUUAACAUGCUUAUUUAUCAAUAAAUGGCAUUUUGGUCAAAUAAAAAUCCUGUUCCACACUCCUUUAAGAAAACUGUUUUUAAACCAUGACAACUGUGGGCUCUACAAACUUAUCACCAUGUCGUGUGUGUAUAUAAUGUGCAAUUUAUAUAUCCUUUUUUCUCAGAUCAGAAUCUAGAUGAAUAAGAUGUGAAUUUUGCUUUAUUCUGUUCUGUUUAUUGGUUUCUCAAAUGAUUUAAAUAAACGUGUCCCUGCUCAUUGUAUACAACAC
Messenger RNA from Epinephelus fuscoguttatus (brown-marbled grouper), 2710 nucleotides. It is a transcript of the gene nubpl, whose product is annotated as nucleotide binding protein-like. The record is from RefSeq and is a predicted model, not a curated record. Lineage: Eukaryota; Metazoa; Chordata; Actinopteri; Perciformes; Serranidae. The coding region runs from base 104 to 1165 and encodes 353 amino acids. Gene Ontology annotation, biological process: iron-sulfur cluster assembly; mitochondrial respiratory chain complex I assembly. Gene Ontology annotation, molecular function: ATP-dependent FeS chaperone activity; 4 iron, 4 sulfur cluster binding; ATP binding. The transcript is spliced from 10 exons. Gene Ontology annotation, cellular component: mitochondrion.